AGCUGGUUAUACUUUCCCUUUUCGUUUCAUCAGAGCAACAGAGAGAGUGUGAAAAUGGCGUCGGCUAGAGAAUGGAUAGAAGGAGACGAAACGGCGAAGCAGUUCCUAACAAGGGUUCUCUCGGAGCGGCCAUUUUUACCACUACCUCCACCUCUUCAUCGCAUCCCUCUCCGCGCCGGCAACGUCGUCGAAAUCGUCGGCCCUUCUCCUUCUUCCAAAACUCGCAUUCUUAUUCAGGCUGCUAUUAAUUGUAUUUUGCCUAAGGCAUGGAAGGGCAUCAACUAUGGAGGCUUGGAGCGAUUAGUAAUGUUUAUUGACCUGGAUUGUCGUUUUGAUGUGUUAAGCCUUUCACAAUCACUGAAGCGGCAGAUCAUUAAAGCAAAUGGCCACAAGCUAAAUAAAGUGGAUGAUUCUCUUAGUGGAUCAAAGGAUGUGCACUCGGAAUAUGACCAAGAAUUGUUCGCAGUCAGCAUGAGAAGGUUCUUGUACAUACGCUGUUAUGAUAGUUCUGAAUUUCUUGCCACUCUUAAGACGAUGCAUCUCCAACUUCAAAAGGAAAAAGAGGCACAUGGUACUGGUGUUUGUUUGCUUAUGAUUGACAGUAUUGGAGCUUUUUAUUGGAUGGAUCGUGCUUCACCUUCUAUACCACCAGGGAGCAUUAACAGGAAAAGUCUGUCUCUGCAAUGUGUGUCAGAGAGUGUUGUUCAAGAGAUCCAGAAGAUCCUUUUGGUGCAUCCGAUGCUUGUUCUAACUACAAAAGCAACAAGUUUACAGGAUAAAUAUACAACACGCGAAAUUAGGAUUAUAGGACAGUUGUCUGUUGAGGGUACCUUGGACUCGAAGACCAUCAGAAGUAGUGCUAGUGUUCAACUGUAUCGGGAGUAUAUGCCUUCUGUGUGGCAGUCCUUUGUUUCUCACAGAAUACUUGUGCGCCCUUCAGAUGAUAGUGGGAAAUAUCAAAAGCAGCCCAUCUAUUUGUCGGAAUGGCUGUUGCCAUCCCUGAAGAUAUCAGACAAAUUCACAUUCAAUGAUGACGGUGCAUACAUCAUAUCAUGAAGACAUGUUUUUGGACUGGCUUUUGACAUACCGAUUCAUGAUUGCUCCCUCAACUUGAGGUCAGGCAAUUAAUUGAAGCCCAAGAUGAAUUUCCUAAUGUCACUUGUUCAUCUGGCAGUGGUACCAAGUAUCAACUCUCUUUUCAUAGUUGUUUGCUUGGAGCCUUAACACUCUGACGAAAGUUGAUUAAUAACUACGGAUGACCCUAAGCUAGCUAAAGGUUGACGUGACAUGCGAAGUGGAGGUUUUCUGCCUAUGAAGAUUUUGGAUAGACAAUUCCUGGCAGAAGAAAUUGCUGAGUGUCCUCAAUAUUUUGUUGCAGGUUCUGGGUACAGAUAGACGAUGAUGUCCAUCUUCUUUACAUCAGCCGAUGUGAACAACAAUCAAAGCAAGAAAAGGAAAAGACAGAUGUCAAAAGUUUUCUGAGUAUUUAUGGAUUGUUCAUAUAAUCUCUGAGUUUGGGACACAAAUCUGCUCGAGAAGAGGAAAAAUUGGAGUUGGACAGUGAAGCAUAUAAGACUUCUAAGAAAGUAAAGUAAAAGCAGCACAAUUGGUAAUUUCAGUAGCUAAUGAGCUGAAGUUGGAGAAAAAAAGUUAAGGCUGCAUUUGUUUUCAGUUGGCAAUCUUUUGUGUUACUGCUGUGAUAUUUGCAUGGGAUGAUAGCUAGGAAUAAGAGGUAAACCUCGUUUGGAGUUCGUAGAAUAUUUAUUUUGUGUUUAGAUAAAUUAAUGACAUGACUUUUGCACAAGAGCUGUUGGAAACCUUGUUAUGGAGUUCUCUUUUUUCUUUCGUUU
Messenger RNA from Nicotiana tabacum (common tobacco), 1850 nucleotides. RefSeq names its product DNA repair protein XRCC2 homolog. Gene Ontology annotation, cellular component: replication fork; Rad51B-Rad51C-Rad51D-XRCC2 complex. The record is from RefSeq and is a predicted model, not a curated record. Lineage: Eukaryota; Viridiplantae; Streptophyta; Magnoliopsida; Solanales; Solanaceae. Gene Ontology annotation, biological process: double-strand break repair via homologous recombination.